ACUGAAACCUGGCAGUUUUAUUAGUUUUGGAAAGUAAACAAAAUUUUCUCUAGAUUAUUAUUACUGUCGGCGUUUGUAAGUGUUAUCCCCUUUUGAAACAUAAAUUAACUUGUAAAAGUCUUUUACUUGGUGGCUUAUUAAUAUUAAAGUGCAACAGAAUAUCAGAUAAUAUAAAGGCUAAAUUACACAUUGCUUAGAGCGUAAUCUCCCCCCCCCCCCAAAAAAAAAUAUUAUUAAUAGUAGUAAUAAAAAAAAUAGUAGUAGUAGUAUUAUUUCAGUGUUACUAGUAUUACUAUUAACUAUUAGUUAGUAUUACUUUUUUUUAGUAUUUGUAAAGUAAAAGGUGUGUAUAUUAUUUCUGGUCGAAUUUCGUAUUUUCGCUUGUAAAAUUAUGGGAAUUUUUUUAUAAAAGUAUAUUUUAGAGUAAAAUACCAUCAUUGGAAUAACAACAAACAAAAUUUUAACAAAUUUUACUAGAUAAAAAUAGUACAUUUUUAUGGAUCUUUUGUCUUUUACGGAGCCAUUGUGGUAAAGCAAGGAUAAAUCUUCUGUCUUUAAAGAUAUGUUAAAAAUGUUGCCCUAUUGCCUAUUGGAUUUAUCUUGUUGUAUUUAUUUUAUAACUUAAAUAUCAAAUAUAACUGGAGUUAUAGGGAAUUCUCAUACUUGACAUGCGUAGGCCAUUUUACAAGCCACAUUGCAAUUGUUACAUUUCAUUUUGUUCUUCAAAGGGGAGCGCCUUGAGAGAAAUUCCAAAGUUGUAUUAACGUUAUUUGUUGCCUCACAAAGUGCGCGUAUAAACGAAACGCUGCAUCAUUUAAAAUUUCCGUUGGAUCAACAAUUUGAAUUAUUGUUUCUUGGUCUUCCUGCCAUUUUGAACAAAGUUAUCCCACUACCAGCAAUACCGCAAAACGAGUCCAUCUUAUUAUACAUAAUCACCAGCCCUCACCCUCAUUUUCAUUUUACUCAGCGCAAAUCAGUCAACAUAAGCGCAUUCGCAUAGAAAAAAAGGGGAGGGGUGCUCAAAUUAGAGCUGACCAAUUACAGACAACCUAUUUGCAGCCAUCAGUAUGAGAUGAAUAUCAAUAAAUGACCCCAGCUAUCAUGCCGAUUUAGUUUAGUAUACUAACUUAUAGGUGAUUAAAAAUCUGGCCAGAGGGUGAAAAAAAAACAAAAAACAAAUGGGGCUAUGUUACUUUGGUUGGGUGAUGCUUAAAGACGCUUUAGAAAUCAAAUAAAAAGGAAAAAAGCGCUAUAUAAUUCAGUAUUUGUUAACUAUAACUUGGUAAAAAGGGGAGAGACUGCAAUCAGGUUAGCACAAUAUAAAAUGAGUAAAAGUAGGGUUAAACCUGAAAAAAGGAACGCAACAAAACAACGAUCGUGUCGGCAGAAAGCCUUCGUCAGCGAACAAAACAAAAAAAAAAACGGAAUAAAAAUAAAAAAUAGCACUUAGCUUAGAUGUAGUAUCUGUGGGCAGCACGAAGGCUUUCUGCCGGCACGAUCAUUGUUUUAUUGCGUUCCUUUUUUUUUUCAGGUUUAACCCUAUUUUGUUUUACUCAUUUUAUAUUUAACUAUAACUGCCUGUAUUUAAUUAAUAAAGAAUACACAUAAGUUUACACGAGAAAAUACGAAAUGCGAUAUAAUAUAUGCACCUGAACUGCACUUUUACCGUAGUAUUAAUAGUCUAUAGACUCUAUAGUAGUGAAAUUUAAUAUAGAUUAGAAAAUUUGAGUCAAAAGGGAGAAUGAGAAUGUCUCUACAUCACACUAGACCAGUCUAGUCACUAUUUUAUAUUAGACUGCACCAUAAGUAAAAGUAUACAAAGUAGUACGGUAUAAAAUUGGGAUUGACUGAAAUGUCCAUUGAUUAAGAAUGAAUAAUAUGAAAAAGUUGACUUAUUAUCACUAACUGAAUAGAUUUAAUAUUAAUAGAGUAAGUCAGAUGAGGCUUUUCAAAAUUUGUGCUAUUUUUUAAAGACAAUUGUCUAAUUGUAACGAUUGAAUUUGACUAUAUCCAGUUGUUAGUACUUAUUAGAAGUCUAUUGAAUCUAAUUAAUAAUUAUUAAGUAGACCCAAUUACUUAACUGUGAUUAACAUUAUUUUAAUUAUACUGUAUAUAUAAUAGAUUCUUUUACCAAUGCUGUAAAAAUUCUAAUCUCAAAAAUUUGGAACAUUAUUCCAGCUUGCCACUAGGUUUAAUAUAAUAACCUUGCCUCAUUUAACAUUAAAAUUAGGCCUAAUGACAUGAGAUAUCCAAUAUAACAGAUUUUGAAUUUGUUAGCUACAAAUAUUUGUAGACAAUCUAAUUAAUGCAACAUUAACAUUUUCUUGUAAUUGGCUAUUGACAGCCAUUGACAGCAUUGUUUUUUUUUUUUUAAACUCAGAUAUGCUUAAACAGAUUGUAACAAAUUUAGGAAAUAGUUGAGUCCAACAGACGGAUAUAGUUGGCAAAUUGUUUGCUUGUUCUUAUGCCAUUGCAUUGAACCCACUUGUAACUAACACAAAUUAUUUGGUGAAACAAUGCACACAUUUGAAUUUUGCCCUUAGAACAUGGGACAUGGUCUUUUUUGUUUUUGUUUGUUGUUUUAAAAUUAGAAUACUGGUAUCAUUUUAAUUUUAUAACUCAGGGAAUUAUGCUAAACAUUAAUAGCUGUUAAAAAUGUGGCUGUAGAACUAAUUAACAAUUAUGAUAACAUCAUAUAAUUAAGCCUACAUUUUUAACUGUCUAGUAAUUAGUUGUAUCAAUGAUAACAGUAACUCAUUAAAAUUUUGUCUAACACUACUGUUAUUUAUGUUGACUAAAAUGAAAAAUAACAUUAAAAGAUUUAUUAUUUUCUUUUCGUACAAUUUAGAAUUGCUAUAAUGGCUGAUGAAGAAGCAAGUCGAACAGAUUCACAUCACAGCAGUUCUCCUGCAACUCCCAGCAUUAGUAAUCCAGGCACUCCACGAUCUGAGGUUUCUCAGGACAUACGUGCCACCCCACCAUUAGCCAGAGCAACUCCUCCAUUAGCUAGAGCCACACCACCUCUUGCAAGGGCAACACCUCCUUUAACACAAGGCCAACCUCAGCACCCUCACGGUCAACAAGUUCCUCCAGCAAGAACUGUUACUCAGGCUCCCCCAGCCCCAUCUCCGCUUGCACAAAUGCAUCAUCAUCAAAGUAAAUACGCUUCACUCCUUGCCGUUAUAGAAGAUAUGGGUCGAGACAUUAGGCCAACUUAUGCUGGCAACAGAAGCUCAACAGAGAGAUUGAAACGCAGUAUAGUACAUGCCAGGAUUCUUGUACGAGAGUGUUUGAUGGAAUGUGAACGAAGUGCUCGAACAUAGUGUUUAUAAGAUAACAUUACAGGGUAUUGAAAACAAGUUUCAAUUGAAGUUUAAGCUCAUUCAGUUACAAAAAUUCAUUAAAAAAAUUAUUCAUACAACAGACAUAUUUUUGUUUGCAUUUUGCAUUGUUUUUAAUAUAUAAUUAAUACUCAAGCUGUCACUGAUGCACUGUCAUAAUUAUUUUUUCUUUAUGGUGAGCAGUGCUAUCACACAUGAAAGAAAUUCUCAUCAGAAAGCAACAUUUGAUUAUAUAUAUAGUAUACAUAUAUAAAUAUGUAAAAGCACCACUUUGUAUUAAGUAAAAUAUAAUGAAGAAGCAGAAACUGUAAAUGUGGUUUUAAUUGUUUGUCUUUAUUAUGUUCUUCCAUUGCCAUAGAUGUAAUGAAUGGUCAUAAAAUGAGCAAGUAGAUAUAAGCACAUAUUUAUCAUCAUCAUGUCUGCACUUUCCUGUUUUAUUUAGUCUGCACCAGUCAGCACCAUAAGCCAAAUUGUGAUCUUUGUAACUGGCAACUACAGGUAAGGUGUUGUUGCCUGAAAAAGGGUGUAAAAAUCUAAUUUGAUGAAAAAUCUGUGUGUUAGCAGAUGAAACAACUAAUUUAAGUACAGUACUUUUAUUAAAACAUUUGUUAUGUGUAUUAGUUACCGGUACAUAAUAAAAAAAGAAACCGUAUCAACAAUAAAAAAUUAACAAAUCUAAUUCACUGCAGUAGCAAAAAAAAUGUAACAAACCUAAUUCACUGCAAUCAAUUAUGUGGGCUCCAUUGUACAUGGUUGCUGUAAGUAUGUUUCUGCCAUUCUGGGGGUCCCACUUGAUGCGCCAUAUGCCCCCACCUAGAAAAACACUAUUCAGUGUUUGCUUGAAGUUUCUAUUAUCCCAUAUUAUAAGCUCUUCGUCAUAGCUGAAAAAUAAAACAAGAGAGAAUGUUUGUCAAAUGUGGCUCUACUUUUAGAAUGUCACAUGUUUUAGAGCGAUCCUCAUCUUUAAAGCACAAUAGUUAUCUGAUCUGUUCGUGAUACUGAUGCAAUUUGCAGUUGUGCGAAUCCAACAAGAUGAACAAAAUUUGUGUUUUAAUUGUUGCCUACCUUCCUGUUGCAAGCAAGUGAACAAUGAUGUGUUUGAAUUCAUGCCUACCUUCCUGUUGCAAGCAAGUGAACAAUGAUGUGUUUGAAUUGAUGCCUACCUUCCUGUUGCAAGCAAGUGAACAAUGGUGUGUUUGAAUUCAUGCCUACCUUUCUGUUGCAAGCAAGUGAACAAUGGUGUGUUUGAAUUCAUGCCUACCUUCCUGUUGCAAGCAAGUGAACAAUGGUGUGUUUGAAUUCAUGCCUACCUUCCUGUUGCAAGCAAGUGAACAAUGGUGUGUUUGCAUUGAUGCCUACCUUCCUGUUGCAAGCAAGUGAACAAUGGUGUGUUUGAAUUCAUGCCUACCUUCCUGUUGCAAGCAAGUGAACAAUGGUGUGUUUGAAUUCAUGCCUACCUUUCUGUUGCAAGCAAGUGAACAAUGGUGUGUUUGAAUUCAUGCCUACCUUCCUGUUGCAAGCAAGUGAACAAUGAUGUGUUUGCAUUGAUGCCUACCUUCCUGUUGCAAGCAAGUGCUGAUUGAAAGGAUGACUCUGGAUGCUACAAACUCCCAUUUUAUGCCUGUUAAAAAGCAUAUCAAUCAUUUUCAAAGAAGGAUUUUUACUGACAUUUUUAUUGACAUAUAAACAGACAUAUCUUGUCUAGAAUUUGUCUGUGUGUCAAUUAUGAAAUUUUAUUUUAUUUAUUUAGUAACCUAUCUUACUGUCAAUAAUGACUCUAGAGUAAAUA
Molecule: messenger RNA, 5130 nt
Organism: Lymnaea stagnalis (great pond snail)
Lineage: Eukaryota; Metazoa; Mollusca; Gastropoda; Lymnaeidae
Source: the annotation of a GenBank genome assembly